Molecule: messenger RNA, 1170 nt
Organism: Rhopilema esculentum
Lineage: Eukaryota; Metazoa; Cnidaria; Scyphozoa; Rhizostomeae; Rhizostomatidae
Source: RefSeq, a predicted model, not a curated record
AUGGGAAAGAGUGUAUCCAAACAGCGUGAUAUUGAAAGAAAAUUCACAGAUGAAAGGGACAAACUCUUUAAAGAAUUUUUUUGUGCGAAGAAGGAAAUACAGAGGAAUUUUAACAGACAAAGAGGUGAGCUAGAGAACGCUUUUCACCUAGAAAUUGAUAAACUGUAUAAAAUUCAUCAAGGCCAGAUAAACACAAUGAAACUGCAAAUGCGAGAUUCACAGCUCGGGGAUUUCCACGAGAGAUGGCGGGGAAAACUAAACAGACAUCUUAGCUGGCCUAUCGAUGAAAGUACACCAAAGCAGUCACAUGACACAUCUUUGGGUGGAAGUACCGGGUGCGGGCAAAGCGAGUCCGGACGGAGCGGGCAAACAAUUGAAGAGGCCAAAACAACAGCUGAUUGGCAAAUUCUCGUCCAGCAUUUAAAAUUUGCUCUUAAUAAUCAAAAAGCGUUAUUUGAAAAUGCAUUGCUAGAGGAGAAAUUGAAGAUGCAAAAAUUGAUUGAAGCCGAGCGAGCAGCAAUGGAAGAAAGUGUUUUUAAACGCCUAAACCAAACACUGCAAAGUGCAUUGCUGGAAAGAGAAACUUUUAGAGAAGAAAGUUCUAAAUUGCAAAAUAUUUCAAAAACGAUGAUGUCAGACUGGGUGUUGAUCAACGAAUGCAAGAAAAGAAAGAGCACGCGUAGGAGAAGGUAUGAUAGUGAUUCUGAGGAGGAGAACAGUGGAGACAGUGGGGUGGAGGAGAAGACAACGAACGGAGAUAAACGAGGAAAUUAUUGGCGAAUGAAAUAUAUGGAAAGCCAGAAAAAAAACUCAAAAAGAUUAACAGAGCUCGAAGAAGAAUUCAAGGAAAAAGAAAAGUCCCUAAUUGAAGAGCUGUCAAGAACUAAAUGCUCGUUGAGGGACACUCACGCUAAAGAACUUAAUGAAGUACAAACAAUAGCUGCGAAGGAGCUUCAGAAGACUUUGAGGGAAGAGAGGCAGAUUUGUAAGGGCGCCAUCAAGGACCUGAACGAAAAAUUGAUAUCAAUGACGUCAGAAAAUGAAGAAUUAAAAGAAAGAAUUGAUGAAUUAUCAUAUUUACUUGACACAGAUGUUAAAGACUUGAAUGUUGAAUUGGCAGAAAAAUUAGCAAUUCUGAACAGAAUACUGUCAGAUAAAGCUGUCGAAUAA